This is a messenger RNA of Drosophila simulans, 851 nucleotides long. RefSeq lists its product as uncharacterized. Lineage: Eukaryota; Metazoa; Arthropoda; Insecta; Diptera; Drosophilidae. The record is from RefSeq and is a predicted model, not a curated record. Gene Ontology annotation, molecular function: RNA binding. The transcript has a single exon. The coding region runs from base 117 to 605 and encodes 162 amino acids.
AACAAUUUGUCAAAUUUGGUACAAUCAUCCGGAAAAGCUAGAGAAAAAGGAACACUUUGAAAUAGGAAAAUUUUAGACAAUCAUGCAACAGAGUAAAAAUAAAGUAAAAAAGUAAAAUGUCUGGAAGCGAUAUCGCGGGAAUUAAACUUACCAGUGGACCGACGAGUCUGAGGAGCAGGAUCCUUGUGAGAAACCUACCCCCUUGCACCCGUGAGGAGCUGUCUUUCCUCUGCUAUUCCCUCGGCACAAUCCUUGGCUCGCUGGUGAUCGAUAACCACGGGUUUAUCCAGUUUGCUACGGAGAGCGAGGCCACCCGCGCCAUUGAGGAGCUCGACCAUUCUACCUUCAAAUCGAAAGUUAUCCUUGUCUCGAACGCCAGCUUCCGUUCCGUCAAAGCCAGUUGCUGUGUCUAUGCUCCCCAGAAAAAGAAGAGGAUGGUCGAGUGGUCUGAUGCCGAUGACGUUGUCGUCGUGGAGCGGAACGAAGAUGAGGACGAUGAAGACGAGGAUGACUACGAAAGCGAUAACGAAAAAGGCCAGGGUGACAAGCACGAAUCGUGCACACACAAGAGGAAACGAUAUACGAACCUCAAAAACACGAAGUAAAAGAAGAAUAGUCAGAGUGCGUCCGAAGAGGCAAAUCUGUAGAAAAAGAACACACAUACACCAACUCUUGUAAAAAACAGCGCACAAACUUUCUACAAGAGCACAAAAGCUGCCUUCAAGAAGAACAGUUCGAACCUCUACAAGAAGAAAGCACCAACUGUGUCCUGCACGGGCACAUCAACAUAAUUCAUCUCCUAUAUUCGUCCGAAAUUCGCUCUGAAAUAAAAUGGAAGCAUUCAUCCUUCA